GCGAAGCACGUUGACGUAGUUAGGGGGCAUUGUUUGAAGAGCAGGGGGGAGCGUGCCACAGUUGUCUAGAUUUAAACUCGCCGAGAAUUUUCUUUAGCCAUAAUUCAAGUCUAAUUACUAGCAACACUUGAAUUUACGUUUAUCAAAUAAUUAUAUAUAGCGGCCAUGUAUUAGCAACAUAGACACGUACGAGUUUGUGUUGUAACAAAGCUGAAGUUGGACAGCUAACGUUAGCUAGCGCUACUUCCUCCAUCAGACUAGAAAUGAGUGUUAAUGUUAGCUAUAAUUUAUAAUUGAGCCAACAUCAGUCUUUUUCGUUAUGUAAGUAGUUAGUUAGUUCAAGUUUUGCGUAAACUCACCAUUGUGAGAAUAUUCAGGCUAACGUUACUGCUGUAGCUAGUUAGCACCAGAUGAGGAAAGAGAUUGUCAGGCGGUUAAACAUUUUUGACGUUCAUAUUUUUUUAUUCACCAUAAACUAGUGUUUUAGAUUAAUACUUAGCACAGCAAGCAUAUCGUUUAAUGUAGUUGGCUAGCUUUAUGUAGUGUUUUUUUCACGUGUAACUAAGAUUGUUCUAGCAGGAAGUACAGUAACCUUUAAGAGAAUAGCUUGGUAGAAAAUGGAGUAAAGCAGCUACAGUGGUCCAUCCAUUGAAAGCAAAAGUAACGUUAGCUUGUUAUCCUUUUAGAGGCUAGAUUUAUAAAUCGGGAACCCCACAUCUCCUUUGUUUCAGGUUGUGGCAACAACAAAAAAACGUUUCUCAAAUAACUUUGUAUAGACCGCUAGCAAGUUAUGACAAUCCCUUUAUGUUGAAAACUAACGUUAGCUGGCUAGUUUGCUGCUAGCUUCCGACCGAAUGCUGCUACCGAUUGCAUAGCUUUCUAGACAGCUUGCUAGCGUGUCACUUUCCCAAUUGCUUCCUAAAGAUGUCGAACGCCAUAAACGAAGGUCUGUUCUUGAUAAAAGACGUGAAGCCUGGAUCGAAAAAUUUAAAUAUCGUAUUCAUUGUUUUGGAAAUAGGGCCAGAGGAACAAUUGAGUCGAUUGUGCAACUUAGUGCAAACAUGUAAUCGACGGGUAACCAAGACGAAGGAUGGCCAUGAGGUGCGUUCCUGCAAGGUAGCGGACAAGAGCGGAAGCAUCGCCAUCUCUGUCUGGGACGAGCUGGGCAGCCUCAUUCAGCCUGGGGACAUUAUCCGGCUGACCAGAGGCUAUGCCUCCAUGUGGAAGGGCUGCCUGACCCUGUACACUGGAAGAGGUGGAGACCUGCAGAAGAUCGGAGAGUUUUGCAUGGUGUAUUCCGAAGUGCCUAACUUCAGUGAGCCCAACCCAGAUCUGCUAGCCCAGAACAACCAGCAGAACAAGACUGGCAAAUCGGAUCAGAGGGGGAAUUCUCCGCCUAAUCAGAAUUCAGGUACACCUGCUCAGUCGGGUAACGGUGCCAUGAUACCAUUUGUCAACAACAACAGUUCUCCCUCCACUCCUCGUGACCCUGUCUUUGGGGGUGUGGGGCGGACUAACGGCCGUUCCCCUGGCAGCGCAGCUCCUCCAAUGUCCGCUGUGGGACCUCCCAGUGCCCCCAAGCCUUCGGUCACUAUUAGCAAUGGCAGGGACCCCCGGCGUGCCAAGAGAUGAAACUGGCAUUAGGGACAUCUUUCCCCCGGCCUCUUAACCUCCCCCAACCCCCUCACUCUCUCCUUUCCAUCUACCUUUUGAACAAGCCAAACCUGGCAUUCACAACAAUAUCACUGAAAAAGACUAGUUUCUGAUCUGCAGCUUAUACUGGUUAACCUAGGCGACGUUGUCUUUCUCUAGUUGAGCUAAUGUUUGUUGGUUAUGCUGUCAAUUGCAUAAAGCACCUCACUGAAUAAGUGUGACCUAAACAUGAACACAGUAGCAGGACUUGCAAAGCUCUGGACAUAAAGUAAGUUUUCCCCCUUCCACCACCAUAAUUGCCAAUUUUGUGCCAAUGUUAUUGACAACCCUCCCUGUGCCUCCCUCUCGCCCAUCUUGUUGGCUGAAACUAUACACCCUACUUGACCACUAGAUGCACUUUCUUCUCUUUAAGUCAAAGUAAAUGCAUCACUAAUUUGAUUAAGGAACAGAUUACUGCUGAUGGGGAAAGCCUUACGUAGGCGAAACAACUUUUUGGACAGAAUUAACUAACAAAACCCCCCUUGGAAGGAUCACAACUCCCUUCUCAACCAAAACAUAUCAAAAGUGACUGAAAAGAAAGGUGAUACUUUGAUUUUUAUCAGUAGGUCGAUUAGAUUUAGUUGAGAAUGGCUACAGUUUUCAUGAGGACUAGUUUAUUUGCUGUCCAGUUAUGAACAAUACAUUUGUUAGGUGGGAACACUUAAGAGGUUCACCCAAAUAUAUUUUACUGACAUUUUGAUUUCUGUUUCAUCUCUGAGAUAGAUGGUGAAGUAGCUAAUGAGUGCAAUAAAUAAUAUUGUCACAUUUAA
This is a messenger RNA of Oncorhynchus mykiss (rainbow trout), 2462 nucleotides long. It is a transcript of the gene nabp1a, whose product is annotated as nucleic acid binding protein 1a. The record is from RefSeq and is a predicted model, not a curated record. Gene Ontology annotation, biological process: mitotic G2/M transition checkpoint; response to ionizing radiation; double-strand break repair via homologous recombination. Lineage: Eukaryota; Metazoa; Chordata; Actinopteri; Salmoniformes; Salmonidae. Gene Ontology annotation, molecular function: DNA binding. Gene Ontology annotation, cellular component: SOSS complex.